CUCAGAUUUUGCAGUUGGGUAAAGCUUGUUCAAGUCAUGAGAUGAGUAAUAGGCUUUGUCCUCUCUUGAAUUUAAAUGUCAAGUGUGCUUACUACAAUUCUUCUGGGGAAAAAAAAAAAAAAAUUAAAAGAUGGAGUCUUGAGCUUUUCUUACUAUGACUCACAAGCCCUAACAGCUAACCCUAUGACUGCUCAUUUGAGCUAAACCCUAGACUUGGGUUUUCAUUCUCUUCUGUAGCCAGAACUGGAAAUUUCAGCUGCUUUUUGAAGUUUCAAAAAACCAUUCUCAUGAAUCGGCACAUACAUGUGAUUUUGUUUGAUUUUUGAGCUUCUACUCUGCUUCUUGAUGUUAAGGUCUGUGCUUUUCAUGGAGAAGACAAACUACAUAACAAUGGAAGUCAUACUCAUAUUGGUAAUUCUCUGCUUAUGCAAUGCCUCUGUUCAGUGCAAAAAGAGGUCUAUCAAUCAUCUAUCCACACCGUCUCGCUCGCCGGAGCUCCAAAACAGUCUUCAAAGAAUCAUUCUGAGCACUUUCUCUGGAAUCAUAACAGGAUUGAUUUUCUCUCUUCUUUUUGCUUGCAUAAUUGGUUUCUUCAUUCGGUUUAUCGCCAAAACCCCAUUCCUCAAAGGCCCAGUAAUAUUUUCCCCAAACAUAGCUCCCAAAGCCCUCCAAUCAGCUCUUGCAAAUCAAAACCAGUUACUAGGUUCAAGCCCUAAUGGGAAUUACUUCAAGACUCUUCUUGACAAUGGGCCCACAGUAGCUGUCAAGAGGCUUGAACCCUUGGAAAAUGGAUCAAGAAAGUCAGUCAAGAGACGGAUGCAGCAGGAUGUCGAAUCCAUUGCUAGGUUAAGAGAUAGGAAUUUGAUGAGUUUAAGAGCUUUCGUUCGCGAACCCGACAGGUUUUCAUUGGUUUAUGACUAUAUUCCAAAUGGUAGCCUUGAAGAUGCCAUGAACAGAGUGAGGGAAAACCAGUUGGAGCUUAAUUGGGAAGUGAGGCUUCGGAUUGCGGUUGGGAUAGUUAAGGGGCUUCAGUAUCUGCAUUUUGGAUGUACACCUAGAGUUGUUCACUGCAAUUUGAAGCCAAGCAAUGUGAUUUUGGAUGCAGAGUUUGAACCAAGGUUGACAGAUUAUGGGUUGGAUAAGCUGAUGCCUAACUUGGAAUUGGAUAGAGCAGCAUCUGGAUACAGUGCUCCUGAGUGUUUCCAAGACUGCAGGUAUACUGAUAAGAGUGAUGUCUUCAGCUUUGGGGUAAUUCUGGGUGUCUUGUUAACUGGCAGAGAUCCAAAGGAACCAUUCUUUGGGGAAGCAGCUGGUGGGGGAAGUUUGGGAGGGUGGCUUAGGCAUCUGCAAGAAGCAGGGGAGGCACGAGAAGUGUUAGAUAAGCGUAUAAUUGGAGAAGAAGUAGAAAAAGAAGAAGAAGAAGAAGAAGAAGAAGAAGAAGAUGAUGAUGAGAUACUGAUGACAGUGAGAAUUGCAGUGGUAUGCCUAUCUGAUUUGCCUGAGGAUCGGCCUUCAAGUGAUGAGCUUGUUUCUAUGCUCACCCAACUGCAUAGUUUCUGAUUCACAUGUAAAAAAAAAAAUCCUUAAAACUUGCAUACUAAUGUUUAAUUUUGGGGUUAACUCAUUCAGCCCUUGGAGGUUUUGGUUGCUAUAAUUUUUUGUUUAUUUUUUUAGUAACAUUUUUCAA
This is a messenger RNA of Camellia sinensis, 1687 nucleotides long. RefSeq names its product inactive leucine-rich repeat receptor-like protein kinase CORYNE. The record is from RefSeq and is a predicted model, not a curated record. Gene Ontology annotation, cellular component: membrane. Gene Ontology annotation, biological process: protein phosphorylation. Lineage: Eukaryota; Viridiplantae; Streptophyta; Magnoliopsida; Ericales; Theaceae. Gene Ontology annotation, molecular function: protein kinase activity; ATP binding.